AUGCAUCCGGGUCACUGCUCUUUCUCUUGCAAGUUACUGACCCCAAGUGCGCUGUUGGUGCGCCAGAAUGACUACAGGACCACACAGAUAGAUCCUCAAGGAUCUUGGGCUGUAACAGUGCGCCAAACGAACCGAUACAUCGCAGCAGUCGCUGCGAAACUUGCGACUAAAUUUGUCACCGGCACGGUUUUCAACAGUUGCAGGGCACUCAUCUAUCCGUUUUUGAUCCGAGGAAGUAAGGGAACACCGGCACAUUUGUUUCUGCUGGCCUUUUUCUUCUGCACAGCUAAUGGCUACAUACAAGGCGCAUGGCAUUCGAAUUAUGCUACUUUUGAAAUCUCAUCGGGCAACUUGAUGUGCUACAUUACUGGCACAGUCCUGUAUGUUUCCGGUAUGAUUAUUAAUAUCAGUUCCGAUCUGAUUCUGCGAAAUCUCCGGCAAGAUGGCACAUCCGGCUACAAAAUACCGCGCGGCGGUUUUUUCGAGUAUGUUUCGGGCGCUAAUUUUUUCGGAGAGUUUGUCGAAUGGCUCGGCUACGCAAUAUUCGCUCGAACAUUACCUGCAUUCGCUUUUCUUACUUUUACAGCAUGCAACAUUGGACCGCGUGCCUACCACCACCAUAAAUGGUAUCAGAAGAAGUUUGAGGAUUAUCCGAAGAGGCGAAAAGCUUUUAUACCCUUCGUAUUAUAG
Gongylonema pulchrum is the source of this 690-nucleotide messenger RNA. The record is from the annotation of a GenBank genome assembly. NCBI's taxonomy places the organism in Eukaryota, Metazoa, Nematoda, Chromadorea, Rhabditida, Gongylonematidae.